Molecule: messenger RNA, 732 nt
Organism: Hibiscus syriacus
Lineage: Eukaryota; Viridiplantae; Streptophyta; Magnoliopsida; Malvales; Malvaceae
Exons: 3
Coding region: 45-722 (225 amino acids)
Source: RefSeq, a predicted model, not a curated record
CAUAUCAACUUUUCCCACCUAAAUUUCAACUCAGAAGGGGUACCAUGGCCCCGUCACAUUAUGGGUCACCAAAACUGAGCCUUAGCCGAGUUCGUGUCCGCUCACCGUCUCUCCGGCGGAAAUCAGCCACGAAUUGCUUCGAAAACGACCAGCAAACGGUGGAGUUCUUAGGCGGCGGGGAGACGGAUAAGAUCGUAAACAACGAAGGUGGCAAUAAGGUAAUGGUGGUGGUUGGUUCGAGUCUGAAAGCUAGAGGAGCGCUUGACUGGGCAUUGUCUUACGCCAUUCGAGAUGAUCGAGAUUCCAUUCUUCUUCUUCAUGUAGCCGACCCCAGAAAAACAGAGUCGUCUAACAGGAAGCGUAAUGCAAGGAUAUAUGAAUUGCUUCACGCCAUGAAAAAUAUUUGUCAAACGAAGAAGCCAGGGGUUAAAGUUGAGGUAGCUAAAGUGGAGGGAAAGGAGAAGGGUCCGGCAAUUGUGGAGGCAGCAAAGCAACGGAAAGUAUCAGUUUUGGUGUUAGGGCAAAGGAAGAGAUCGGUGAUAUGGAGUUUAAUAAGGAGGAGAUGGGGAGCAAAGAGGGGCAGCAGCGGCGGAGUUAUGGAUUAUUGCAUCGAAAACGCUUCUUCGUGGUGCAUGACGGUGGCCGUGAGGAAGAAGAGCGACCAACUUGGUGGCUACUUGAUCACCACGAAACUUCACAAGAACUUCUGGCUUUUGGCUUGAAUUAAAUCAG